AUGGCAACUUCAGUGAUGCAUUACUUCGGCUUCGGCAACAAUGCUCCCCCUUCUGCAAAGGAGCAAGUUAAAGAUACACCAGUGCGAGCCUUGCCGGCAUCAUGGUACACUUCUCCAGAUAUGUACGAAUUGGAGCGUCGGGCUAUAUUCUCCAAGAGAUGGCUCUUCAUCACCCACAGCGUUCGCGUCAAGAACACGGGUGACUGGCUCCGCUAUGAGAUUGCGGGUUUCGAUUUUAUCAUCACUCGUGACCGACAAGGCGAGAUCAACGCGUUCCACAAUGUAUGCAGACAUCGUGCGUACCCGGUUAUCGAGCAGGAGGGUUCCGGAAAUUCCAAAAUCAUCUCCUGUCGAUACCACGGCUGGUCAUAUGGGCUCAACGGCAAGCUCGCGAAAGCGCCUGGGUACCAAGAGCUGGAUGGAUUUGACAAGAAUCAAAAUAAUCUCUUCAGAAUCCACGUCAAGGUCGACGUGAAUGGUUUUAUUUGGGUCAACUUGGAUGCAAAGGAAGAACCAGAAGUAUCGUGGGAGGAGCACUUUGAAAAUGUUGACAAGCAAGAUCGGUACAAAGCCUACAAUUUUGACGACUACGAUCUUGAUCAUGCUUACGAGCUCGAGGGUCACUACAACUGGAAGAUUCUGGCCGAUAACUUCAAUGAAUGUUACCACUGUCCGACAACCCAUGCCGAUAUCCCUGAGUUCCUCAAUCUCGAUUCUUUCGACAGUGACACCAAAGAUGGCCACAUUCAGCACCAUUGCGUCUCUACACCAGAGCAGAUUGCAAGAGGUCUCUACACAGCGAGCACAUAUUACUUCCCCAUUUCGGCCAUGGUUGUCUCUCCCCACUUUAUCAUGGUACAGAAAUUCCUUCCAAAGGGCCCAGACACCUCCCAAAUGGCCUACGAGGUCUACCGGAACAAGAACUCUUCCGAUGAAGACUUCAAGCUCAUCAGUGAAAUGUACGCACGCGUCAUGAGAGAAGACAAGGUUCUCUGCACAAACGCACAAAAUAACAUCGACCGAAAUGUUUUCACAAACGGUCAACUUCAUCCCAAAUACGAGAAAGCCCCUCUGUUCUUCCAAAGCACAGUUCGGGACGUUGUCACGGAGCAUUUCGACCGUGAGAAAGCCAAGGGACGAGAGGUCUGGCCUGCGAAGCCGAAGGUAUCCUGUGACGCGAAGGUCAGUGACAAGGAUGAGGCACUUUGUGCGUCCCUCGCUUGUGGGGCUCAGAAAGAGCUUCUGGCUUGGUGA
Molecule: messenger RNA, 1254 nt
Organism: Penicillium soppii
Lineage: Eukaryota; Fungi; Ascomycota; Eurotiomycetes; Eurotiales; Aspergillaceae
Product: aromatic ring-hydroxylating oxygenase subunit alpha
Exons: 2
Coding region: 1-1254 (417 amino acids)
Molecular function (GO): 2 iron, 2 sulfur cluster binding; iron ion binding
Source: RefSeq, a predicted model, not a curated record